Messenger RNA from Anguilla rostrata (American eel), 882 nucleotides. RefSeq names its product iron-sulfur cluster assembly enzyme a (gene iscua). The record is from RefSeq and is a predicted model, not a curated record. Gene Ontology annotation, biological process: iron-sulfur cluster assembly; intracellular iron ion homeostasis. Gene Ontology annotation, molecular function: 2 iron, 2 sulfur cluster binding; ferrous iron binding. The transcript has 5 exons. The coding region runs from base 92 to 583 and encodes 163 amino acids. NCBI's taxonomy places the organism in Eukaryota, Metazoa, Chordata, Actinopteri, Anguilliformes, Anguillidae. Gene Ontology annotation, cellular component: mitochondrial matrix; cytoplasm.
UGGGGCGGGGUUAAUUUCUAUAGGUUAUUUGCUUCUCUGGUCUUACACUAGCUAGCUAAGUUACUGUUAACUAUCCUCGUUUGCUGCAAACAUGGCAGUAGUAGCUGUUAAACGUUGCGUUUCUCCUCUGAUUUUUAUCGGCAGAAGACUGUCUGCGCCCGAAAUAAAGUUCACGUGUCCAUAUCACAAAAAGGUGGUUGACCACUAUGAGAACCCCAGGAACGUGGGCUCUCUGGACAAAACGUCCAAGAACGUGGGAACGGGCCUGGUGGGGGCGCCAGCCUGCGGGGACGUGAUGAAGCUGCAGAUCGAAGUCGACGAGCAGGGGAAGAUUGUGGACGCAAGGUUCAAGACGUUCGGCUGCGGCUCAGCCAUCGCCUCCAGCUCCCUGGCAACGGAGUGGAUCAAGGGCAAAUCGGUUGAUGAAGCGCAGAAAAUUAAAAACACUGAAAUCGCCAAAGAACUGUGCCUUCCACCCGUUAAACUUCACUGCUCCAUGCUGGCAGAAGACGCCAUAAAAGCCGCCCUGGCGGAUUACCGGCUGAAGCAGCAGGACAAGGAGACGGCCAAGGCCAGCAACUGAAGGGCCUCCUGACCCAGCGACCCGAGUCUGCCGUGUCCCAUUCCUCCAUCUUCCUAAGUAGCGCAGCCUUCAUCGGGGCCAACAUACAGUACUGCCAACAAUACCGCCCGGCAGGCUCCUCCCCCCCCGCCUCCUCUAGACAGGAGGUCACGUUGAACGCACAAUAUUAAAGUAGCUUCUCUGAGGAACGCGUUGUUAAGUUAAAAGCCUUAUCGCUCUCAGCUAAUACAGCCAGGGUGACUCUCUUCUUCUGUGUUUGUUUGUUUGUUUUUACUCAGUAAAAACUCAAGUUCUGUCUC